This is a messenger RNA of Symbiodinium necroappetens, 1143 nucleotides long. NCBI's taxonomy places the organism in Eukaryota, Dinophyceae, Suessiales, Symbiodiniaceae. The record is from the annotation of a GenBank genome assembly.
AUGAACUGGACGUUGGACUAUCUGAUGGGGAAGAUACCUUUCGAGUGGGUUGACUACUACCCGAACAACAUGCGGGAUGCAGCAUCAGCUAGCGAUCUGAUUAUCGGAGCCCGGCUUCAUGAACGCAGUUUGAUUGACGGCAUGACCGUCUUUGGGGAUGCGGCAGAGGACGUGCUUCACGUGCGGUGUGGGCCACGCAUUCGGUUGCAAGAGCUUGAUCAGACUGGAUGUAACAUUUCUGCUUCCUUGAGUGUUCGAAGGUGUGUGGGUCAUCACAGCCUCGUUAUUCCUUUCGGCAUUGUCAGGGUACCACCAUAUUGUAUUAGUUACCGGGCGCACCGGCGGACUGUGCAGCCAGACCUGGCCACCGGCUUUGAGAGCUUAGCUUUUCAUGUCAGGAAUCUUGACCUUAGGCUCUGCCAGGAUUUCGCACCGUACAGCCUUAACAAGCCGAAGCCGUUGCCGGAAGUCUUCUGGGACGAUGACGAGUGGAUCGGGUCGUGCAUGAGCCAGGAUGGCAAGGUCGACCAGUCUGCCAUCAAUAAUUUCUUUGUUACCAACCAAUGGAAGUUCUUGCUCAUUGGUGAGGAAGGCACGAGCAUGUUCUUCCACAAAGAUGGUACAGCUGCUUCCAGUUGGCAAGUGCAACUUGUUGGGAAGAAGAGGUGGACUUUGUGCCCAAAUUCUGAGUCCCAGCUCCUUCACACAGAGCUGGACACGUACAAUCCUGACUAUUCCAAGUUUCCGCGGUUUGCGCAAGCCGCCUGUGGACAGGUAACUGUAUCCCCAGGUGAGCUUCUAUAUUAUCCAGCGUACUGGUGGCACCAUACUCUUCAGUUGGAGAGCCCGAGCAUAUCCUACACCGGAGCGCUGGUUGGUGUUGAAGCUGACCGAUCAGAUCUUGGGACUGACAGGAAGCCGCACAUGCGAUUCUAUGCAGAUUUGCAGGAAAAGUGUGCAAGAUGCUGGAAGAAAGGUGUCAGCCAGAGGCAGUGUGAUGACAUAUCGGUGAAGUGGGCAGGGGCGGCGCCGCCCCCGCUCCGAUCUGUGUGUGACGAAUAUCUCCCGAAGUGUUUGGAGCUUUGGUCAGUGCACGCUAAAGAGCUGCAUGGCAGAAAAAGUUCGGGGCACGCAGAGCUCUGA